UUAACAUUUAUGUGUCAAUAUUUUACCAUUAAAGUGAUUCAAAAAUUUUGUUUUGGUCAUGCAUAUGGCUGAAAGCGGCGCGCUAGCCGUAGCCAGUUAGGAGCCACCAGUCUACAUGAAUCAGACUGUCGUUUCUCGUUCUCAUAUGUGUUACGAUGGCUUUAGGAACGAAUUCGUCGACAUAAAUGUAUGACGGCGGCAAACAUCAUGGGUAACUGUCUGAAACGAUCCACAGCCGAUGAUAUUUCAUUGCUGAGGGGCAGCGAUAAUGUCAGGGAGUCGUCGUCGGAUCAAUUGGGACCCCCAACAUACCAGGAAUCUCUUCCAAUACAAGUAGCAUCACCCGUAUUCCACCCAUCACCAAGCGUAACCCGUUCCGUAACCCAGCUAACCGAGGAGGAACAAGUGAAAAUAGCAAAACGCAUCGGCCUGAUACAACACCUGCCCACCGGCACCUACGACGGCUGCAAGAAGGCACGCGAAUGCGUCAUAUGCAUGGGCGAGUUCCUCGUCGGCGACUCCCUGAGAUAUCUACCCUGCAUGCACACCUACCACAUGUCUUGCAUCGACGACUGGCUCAUGAGGAGUCUCACCUGUCCCAGUUGCAUGGAACCGGUGGACGCGGCAUUGCUGACGAGCUACGAAACCAACUGAGUUUUAUUUAUCGGCCAGUGCCUUGCAAACAAAUAAAUAAGAAAAAAAAAAUUAAAUGACGUGAAUACACACUGUGAUCUGGGAACUGAGGAAACAACUUGAAAUUGUGGGGGCUUGAAUGGUGUGCGAAUGGUGUGGCUGUGAUUUCCACUGUUGCAUGGGGAAUAAUUUUGGGCAAAACCAACUUAAGUUGUAACUUAGUGGGUCGGAUACUCGGCCGGGCAUUUAUUUAUAUAUGUAUUUUUUUAAAUCGUUUUUAUGGUACGUUGCAAGUCGCAUAAGUCGUCUUGUACUGUGCUAGUUUUCGAUAUAGUACGGACAACUAAUGCCACCUGCGUCGCGCACUCACAUUUGUUUUUUGCUGUAUGACCCGAAUUUGUCGCUUCGUGUCAUGCCGUAAGCACAUUUGUCUGAAGUGCUGCUGGUCCCGAAUUCUAACACGUAUCUGGGCUGUAGAUUAAGCGAACCACAGCACGGAUUGCUGUUUGAAUUCGUGUCGAGAAAAUAUCCCGCUUCUGCUUAUAAUGUUGCCUCAAUCGUGCCUUAGCACUGUGGUGCUAGGGACAAGUUAUUGUGACAUUAUAAUCGGACAUUGGCGAGGUGCGUUUCGAUACUUCGCUCACAGUACUUGGUGUACCUUGUUCUUCUUCACUAAUACACCUUGACCCUGAGCGAAAUUUAGGAACUUUGUUAGUUAUUCCAACGUCCGAUAUGUUUUCGAACAUAUGUCGAGUUCGGUGUCUGGCCCAAUAGGUUGAAAUUUAAGUCCAUUAAUUUAUAUCAAUGCUCAUCAUUAUUUCUGAGCAACGUCAUGUAUUUAACUAAGUUAACGUAGUAAUUAUAUAUUAAGGGGUAAAACAAAAUAUACCGAUCAACACAACAGUACAGUUCUUAUCAGAUGGCGCCCAUCUAAGCAAUACGCAAAAAAAUCUAAAACAACAGCACAAAUCAGCUUUAAAAUCGUAGUGCCUUAAUUUUACAAUUUCUGAGAUGUCUCAAAAAAACCGUUGUGAAUUUAUGUUGGAAUUGUAUAACUUGGUAGAUUUUCUUACUGUAACUGUGUAGCAUUAGCCUUGUAAUUGAACUAAUGUGUUCGUGAUAGUUGUGUUUACGGUGGGCCACGUAUUUUUUACACGUGAGAGACCGCAAUAUGUAAUUAGCGCCAUCUAAAGAGGGACGAACGUCGUCCUGGGGGAGUGUUGGGUGGGAUUGUGUUCUUCUGUAUAGAGUUGUUCUUCCACCACACAUAAUCAAUUUUUAUAGACGUCAUAUUUAUCUACUUAAGUCUGAUUGUUUUUACCUUAAUUUAUAAUUACUCAUCUUUAUGUUUUAGUCAUUUUUUUAUUAAACUUUUAUCUUUCCAACUAGUGGAGUUCUGAUCAAUUCGAAUCGACGUAAAAUACCAAUUCUAACAUACGUAAGUAACAUUCCUUUAAAUCGUAAGAUCAGACGUCCACCAUUUGGGAACUAAAAGACGUCCAGUUAGUUUCGUAUUCAUUUUGAAACAGUGAUAUAUUAGCUUAUUAAAGUGCAACAUAUUUUAUACUUGCAUAUUAGGCAUUUUUUAUUUUGUAAAUCCGAUGCUAGUUAUUUUAUUCAACUGACAAAUAUUUGUACAGGAAUGCACUGGCCUGGUAAAGGUGUUGUAUCAUGUCCAGUUAUAAUUAUUGGUAGCUUUCCAGGCCAGUCCGUCCCUGUUUAUGUUUAUUAAUUAUGCUAUAUGAUAAAGUGAUAAUUAUAUGUAUCCUUAUUUUGUGUGCUUAUAUUUUAUUGUAAUGUUAAGGUGUUCUGUUAAUGUAUAAUUUCAGAUAAUAGUAGUAAAAUGUUAGUCAAAAAAUUAUAUAUUGUUUAUAAAUAUCUUGUUCUUUAUAAUAAUAUCGACAAAAUGACCAA
Molecule: messenger RNA, 2547 nt
Organism: Aethina tumida (small hive beetle)
Lineage: Eukaryota; Metazoa; Arthropoda; Insecta; Coleoptera; Nitidulidae
Gene: Rnf11
Product: RING finger protein 11
Exons: 2
Coding region: 190-654 (154 amino acids)
Source: RefSeq, a predicted model, not a curated record